Messenger RNA from Conger conger (European conger), 5707 nucleotides. RefSeq names its product kinase suppressor of ras 2 (gene ksr2). Bases 534 to 3380 code for a protein of 948 amino acids. The record is from RefSeq and is a predicted model, not a curated record. The transcript has 21 exons. NCBI's taxonomy places the organism in Eukaryota, Metazoa, Chordata, Actinopteri, Anguilliformes, Congridae. Gene Ontology annotation, molecular function: ATP binding; protein kinase activity. Gene Ontology annotation, biological process: protein phosphorylation.
UGUCGGUGUGGAGGGAGAGCGCCGGGAUGCAGUUGCUGGCACGGGAGACGGGGAGUACCUGCACCCAGUGCACACACCACCUUUAAAUAACAUUACAGCGCCGUUUCGUGUUUAUCUAUUGUGCAAUGAAGCGUUAACUAUCUAUUUGUAUCUUUCUAAAAAUCUACACGCGCUGGAUGGAUCCAGCAGAAGCAAACGCUCUGUUCUAAUUUUUUUUAUUUCUCUUGCAUUUCUGUAUAUUGUGUUUGAGUCAGCCCUCAGCAUCAGUACCACUACCUGAACUACCCUGAUGAAAACACUCCGUCAAGAGAUACAAAAAGGACGAUUACAAUGGAGUCGCCGUCCAAAUAGAAUCGUCUUUUUAAAACACGUUUAAAUAAUUGAUAGGCUAUAUACCUAGGCAUCUGUAUCCUUCUUGUUAUACCAUUUCAUUUCCUUUCUGUUUUUAUCAGUUCACUGAUUGAUUUAUUCAGAAAGUAUUUUCUAAUAAAAUUAAGAAAAGUAAAAAUACAAACGACCACUGCUCGCAAACUAUGGACGAGGAGAAUAUGACAAAAAGCGAAGAGCAACAUCUGAGUUUGCAAAAAGCCUUGCAGCAGUGCGAGCUGGUGCAAAAUAUGAUAGACAUUAGCAUCUCCAGUUUAGAAGGUUUAAGGACCAAAUGUGCCACAUCCAACGACUUGACACAAAAAGAAAUACGAACGCUGGAGGGUAAGCUAGUGAAGUACUUCAGCCGGCAGUUGUCCUGUAAACGCAAGGUCUCCUUACCUGAGAGGAACACUGAGCUGGAGGAGUUUCCUCACCUGGGCCACUGGUUCCGCAUCGUCAACAUGAGGAAGGAGGUCACAGAGGAAAUCGGGCCAGGUCAGAUGACCCUGGAGGGCCUGCUGGAAAUGGAGGAUGAGCAGGUGUGUGAGACUGUGCAGAAGUUCGGCGCCAACACGGAGGAGUGUGCUCGCCUCAACGCUGCCCUCUCCUGUCUGCGCAGUGUCCACAAGUCAGAAGAACUUGAGGAUGACAAAUUGCACAAUAACGGAGGAAGCAGCCAAGCCAAGCAGGACUGGGCCAUCCAGUGGCCCAGCUCGGGAAAGGAGGUGGGCCAGCCGGAACCCAGCCAGUGGAUCCGUUUCCAGCUGUCCCAGAGCCCCAAAGUCCAGUCUAAGUACAACCAGCACUUCUGCAACAGCCCCCAGGCCCUGGGACCCUCCUACACCCAGGUGGACCGGCUCACUGUGGAGGGCCACCUGGGGCUCCUGCCCCCCCUGGAGGCCGGGCACCGGUCCUUACCCCCCUCCCCCCGCCAGAGACACUUCCCCCACACCCCUCCCCGGACCCCGCUGGUGGUCAACACCAUGACCCCCCCCGGAACGCCACCCAUGAGGCGGAGGAACAAGGUGAAGGCGCCUGGGACGCCCCCGCCCUCGUCCCGGAAGCUGAUCCACCUCCUGCCCGGAUUCACCGCCCUGCACCGCAGCAAGUCCCACGAGUUCCAGCUGGGGAACCGAGUGGAUGAGACGCAGAUCCCAAAGGCGAAGAAGAGGAGCAAACCGCUGAACCUGAAGAUCCACAGCAGCGUAGGGAGCUGUGAGAACCUCCCUACCCAGCGCUCCCCUCUCCACUGCGAGCGCUCGCUCCGUUCCUUCUUCUUCCCCACGUUCCUCCCGUCUACGCCGCCCGUCCACACCGACGCAAACACACUCUCAGUGCCUCGAUGGUCUCCUCAGAUUCCCCGUCGAGACUUGGGAAAUUCAAUAAAACACAGAUUUUCCACCAAGUACUGGAUGUCUCAGACAUGUGUAGUUUGUGGAAAAGGCAUGCUGUUCGGACUGAAAUGUAAAAACUGCAAGUUGAAGUGCCACAACAAAUGCACCAAAGAAGCCCCGCCUUGUCAUUUACUGAUCAUCCACCGUGGAGAUCACCAAGGAACAGCCCAAGCUCGUCUGGUUCGAACCGAAUCAGUACCGUGUGAUAUCAACAACCCCCUCAGGUACACGGAUUUGCACAUCAGCCAGACGCUCCCCAAAACCAACAAGAUUAACAAGGAUCACAUCCCUGUUCCCUACCAACCAGAUUCCAGCAGUAACCCCUCCUCCACCACCUCAUCGACGCCCUCAUCACCAGCCCCACCUCUUCCCCCUAAUGCCACGCCCCCUUCUCCACUCCACCCCUCCCCCCAGUGCACUCGACAGCAGAAACAGUUCAACUUAACAGCGUCUCAUUACUUCAAACACAAGCAGCAGUUCAUCUUUCCAGAUGUUGCUCCAGAGGCCCCGCCCAGGGCACCCCAGGUCAUUCUGCACCCCGUUCUCUCCGAACCAGGUAAUGAAGGGAACCCCUUGCUUCAGAUUGAGGUUGAACCCACAUCAGAGACCGAGGAGGGGAAUGAUGAAGCAGAGGAUUCGGAGGACGAGUUCGAGGAGAUGAACCUCUCCCUCCUGUCGGCCCGGAACUUUCCCCGGAAGGCCAGCCAGACCAGCAUCUUCCUGCAGGAGUGGGACAUCCCGUUUGAGCAGCUGGAGAUCGGUGAGCUGAUCGGGAAGGGCCGCUUCGGCCAGGUGUUUCACGGCCGCUGGCACGGCGAGGUGGCCAUCCGCCUCAUCGACAUCGAGCGCGACAACGAGGACCAGCUGAAGGCCUUCAAGCGGGAGGUGAUGGCGUACCGAAACACGCGCCACGAGAACGUGGUGCUCUUCAUGGGGGCCUGCAUGAGCCCCCCACACCUUGCCAUCAUCACCAGCUUGUGUAAAGGAAGGACUCUGUUUGCAGUGGUGAGGGAUGCCAAAGUUGUCCUUGACGUCAAUAAAACCAGACAUAUUGCACAGGAGAUGGUUAAGGGGAUGGGAUACCUGCAUGCGAAGGGGAUCCUCCACAAGGACAUGAAGUCAAAGAACGUAUUUUACGACAACGGCAAAGUUGUCAUCACGGAUUUUGGCCUCUUCACCAUAUCGGGUGUCCUGCAAGCUGGCAGCAGGAGAGAGGAUAAGCUGCGAAUCCCCAGUGGCUGGCUCUGUCACCUGGCCCCCGAGAUCAUCCGCCACCUCUCCCCUGACACCGAGGAGGACAAGCUGCCCUUCUCCAAGCAGUCUGACAUCUUCGCUUUCGGCACUAUAUGGUAUGAGCUGCAUGCACGCGAGUGGCCUUUCAAGAACCAGCCAGCAGAAGCGAUUAUAUGGCAAGUCGCGAGUGGAAUGAAGCCAAAUCUGACCCAGAUCGGCAUGGGGAAGGAGAUAUCAGACAUCUUGCUUUUCUGCUGGGCCUUCGAGCAGGAGGAGAGACCCAGCUUCUCCAAGCUGGUGGAGCUGCUGGAAAAACUGCCAAAACGGAACCGCCGCCUCUCGCACCCAGGGCACUUCUGGAAGUCAGCUGAGUAUGUCAAAUAAAUUUGGAACAAACCCCCCCCCCCUCCCGCUCCCGCCCCUAUGAGUGCACUGAAUAAAAAACAACAGCAAAAAAAAUGCCAGCCAAUAAGUACAACUGCCUAGACUGUGCUCCCCUAUGGAUCUUCUGUGCACGCAUGUGUAAAAACAUUUCUAGAUAAUCAGUGAUAUCAGUUAACUAGACCACUCAACAGCCUCUGAGCUUAUGUUUUUCUGUCGGACAUCGAUUUUAUUUAAAUAUUUAAUUAUUAUCAGUAUUUUUUGUUUUCUUUAUUUGUGUUAACUUUUUGGUUAUCAGUUUAUUUAUUACCGUUAUUUACUUUAAACAAUGACUUUUUAUUUUCUGUCAUGAAUCACUUCAAACUGAACUGCAUUUUUAUGAACGAAAUGCAAAUCCAGCUGUGUUUUUUUUUUUCCAUUUUGUAAGAAAAUGUAGUUUUAGAUUGAGUGUAAUUCUUUUACAAGGUGUGAAAUGUAUUUUGCUUUUGUAUUAUUUUUCCAUUUCUUCUGUCGUGUCAGCUGUCCCUCUCACUGUUCAUUCAUACACUCUCAUGUGUGGAUGUUUGUGUGUGCUACUCUCACUCACAAAGCUUUAAAACUGGGGACACUCACGGUGUCUGUCAUCGGUGUCUGGUGACAAGGCACAGCUCCCUGCCUGUGAGUGAUGUCGUCGGCAGGCCGUUCCGACUUCUUCAUAUCUACGAAGCCAAUACAGUUUGGGCAACUGAAAAAUUGGAACAUACGCACCGAUAGCUGUGCCAAUUGGCAGUCUGUCGCCAGAGGUCACUUGUGAUGUGAAUUUGACACUUGAAAUGUAACGUGUUAACUGUGACAAACUCAUGAAUCUCUUCAAUGAGUUCCUGAUAUUGAGCCUAUGGAAAAAAGCAUGCCUUUUAAGGCACCUGUUUUAUUAGGAUUUUUUCAUUGACAGGUUAAAUAUUCACUUUUUUUUAAUAACGCAGUGUUAUGCUCGAUGUUAGAAAUUAUAUUUUCAAUCAUAUUGAAGAAAGAGAUACAACUACAACAAUGAGGAAAAAACAAUCAUGCCAAUUGCAAGCCUUGCACUUGAUCUAGUAUUACUAUAUCCCUAAUUCAGAAGCGGUACAGUACAAUAAGUCUCUAUGACUGUCGCAUGCUUAAACUGUGGUGUAAAAAAGACACAUAUGUACAGUAAAUACAUAGACUACUGUAUCUGUUCAUUUUUUAAGUUAAGGAGAAGUCUGUGAACGUAUACAUAACCUAAUUAUUUCAACCUCUGACUUUCAACACAAUGGUUUCAUAACUGUUAGUAAGCAGAGGUUUCAGAAAACUGUAAAAUAAGUACUGUGGUAGUUCAUACAUCCAGUGCCACGUCUAACCAAGAUAGACAAUCCAUUGAUGUGCAGCACGAAGCCAUUUACCCUGUACAGUAUGUUCAGUAGUAUGCCAGUGUCAUAACCACAUUCAAUACAGAUAUUUUGCUGCUGUUUUGGAGAACAUCAAUCUAUUUUGGAAUUACAGGUAUUCAGAUUUGUACGAAUUGAAUGUGGAUCAUCUAUAUUUGUAAGUGUGUCCACUGUUUACAACUUUAAGUGCAUGAAAUGCUUUUGAAGGACAGGUCAGCAUUGUUCCAAAAGAGGGAAAACCUUAAGUUCUUUAUUUAGUUUGUGACUUUAAAACACAAGUUUCUUGUAACUGCACUGGAGUAUUUUCUGAAAAAAAAAAAAAAACAUAAUACAUGCUGUUGCCGUAGCACCGUCAAUGAAUUUGGUUGCCGAGCUACCGCAAGCUUUGUAAAAAUCAUAGGUGUGUUAAGAGAAUGAUUGUAAUGUUAUAUUUGUACAGUAUCAUACUAUGAAGCAACAUGUAUUGUUUUGAUUCCGGAGCUGGAAAGAUAUUUAUUUAACAAAAGCCUGGCCAGCUUUUAGCCAGCACCUAUAUUAGUGCCAAGUGUAUUUAACAGAUAGUGAACUUUAUUAAAUAUUUAGUAGACUUUGUUCUGUAUUCCAUAUUCUGUGUGACUUCAUGUCAGUUUUGGUGUACAGGAUUUUUGCCUCAUUUUUGGAUGUUUCAGUUGUGUUGUGGUUUUCGUCGUACUUUUGUCCACACAUUUUCUCUUUUUGUUUUCCUUUUCCCCAAAAAUUGCCAGUUUCCCUAUAUUUCAUCUGCAUUGUUGCUAUUUUUUAAUUAUUUAAUUUAUUUAUUUUGUAUUCUGGGUCUGUAUUGUAGAGUGUAGUUCAAAACGCUUGUAUUUUUGCUGCCUUACGGUCCAUGGCUAAGUGACUGAUGGAUUUAUCACAAAGUCUUUAUUGCACUCAUCCUUUAUGACAAUAAAAUGGGUUCAUUUUGGA